Molecule: messenger RNA, 2029 nt
Organism: Chaetomium fimeti
Lineage: Eukaryota; Fungi; Ascomycota; Sordariomycetes; Sordariales; Chaetomiaceae
Exons: 2
Coding region: 26-2029 (667 amino acids)
Source: RefSeq, a predicted model, not a curated record
CCCCGAUCUCCGUAUUCAAGGAACCAUGUCCGACUCCAAAAGCCAGCAGACCGGCAAUGAGACGGCCGACGCGAGCAUCCGAUCAACCACAGGCACGUCAAGCCAUAACUCAGGCAGUCCUGAAACCGAGGCCGCAGUCCCGCAGAUUGUUGUUCGGCCAGCUAGCAACCAGGAUGACGAUGAGAUUCCCCCAGCUUCCCGUCGUCUGGCCCGGAGACCUCCCUCUCUUCUCCUCUCCAGUGGCAACUUUCUCGAGGUCCCACGAUCCCCGCGGCCGACCAACCAGCGCACCGGUCCCCAUCGGCGCAGUUCUUCCCAAGCUCGCAUAGCAUUCGGUCCCAGAAACAUCCCCCUAUCGCUGACGGGACCGGCGGACGCAUUCCAUGUGGCGGUCGACCCUCUCCGAAUGCAUCCGACGGGCCUCACAAGCUCGUCGACAAUGCCGGCCGCAACGGCCAACCACGGUGGCCCCCUGGCUUUGCGCUACGAUGGCAACCCGUAUACCCCACAAGGGAGAGAAGUCAUGGCAAAGGUCGAGAAGAUGCUGGCUGCCAGCAAAGCGCUGAAGCCAGAGACCGAGGCAGCCCCAGGCGGGGGGUCCAAGUUCGCGUGGUUGCGGAAGAAGGGCUUCUUCAAAAAGCUCAGGUCUCCCAGUUUUCCCGUCCACUUGUUCUCCAAGAGCAAGCCGCGGGAAGCCCCCAAGACGCACCAGAUCCGGCACAUCGUGAGCCUGGACCCGCUGCCUCCCCCUGGACGCAUCACACGUGUCCCAAGCCCUCGCCUCCGCCAGAACGAACGAGUCAACCUACAGAAGCGGGAGAAGGCGCUGUGGGUGCUCGGGGACAUCCCCCGGUUCAGCGGCCAUUCCGCCUCCGCCCCGCCGCUGCCGUCGUCCGCCGAGGACCCCUUCUCGGAGUCACCGCGCGAGGCGACUCGAACGCCCACAGCGUUUGAGACCCGCCUCCGCGCCACCAAGUCCGAGGGCACUCUCCUCUCCCGGGCCGCCAUGCCCGACCCGUUCAAAACCGACCGGAUCAUGGCCAGCAACCAUGACUCACUCCUGCCGGACCCCCCGUCAGACUCGUCCACGCCGCUGCGCAACCCUGGCAUCCCUUUUUCCCCUCGCGGCGUCGUCAGUGUCCAAGAAAACCCGACACAGCCACCCACCACCCCCACCAACCCAACCAUCGCCACCACACCCGCACCGGCACCCACUACCCCCCCUAUUGCUGCUACACCCGGCAGCACGCGCGCAUCCAGACAGUCGCGCAGCUCUUCCCACCCGGACAUGGCGUCUGGCGGCCGUCCCGACCAAAGACAGCCCCGCCCUUGUGCCGACGCGGGCCCGGACGAAGACGCGGGGGGGCACACCGCCCUCACCACCACACCCACCACCACCGCCUCCACCGCCAACGCCAACACCACUGCCGCUGUUACCGGGACCGGGGUCGUGGCUGCGGUCCCGCGGUUUGCGCUGGCGCCUCGUCUGCACCCGCGUGCGUGGGUUUGGCCAGAGGAGGAGAAGGAGGGGGUGUGGUGGGAGGAGCAGGGGCCGAGGCGGGAGGGGGAGACGAAGGAGUGGUGGGAGGAAGAGGAGGUGGAAGAGGAAGAGGAGGAGGUGCAGAGGGGGACUGGAAGAGCGGCGGAGGGGUGGUGGGAGGAGGAGGAGGAGGGCGACGAUGACGAAGGGGAGAGGGAGCGGCGGGCGUGGGAGCGACGCGGCGGGAUGCUGGGGUUUGGGUUUGGCGGCGGGCACGCCGCCGGUCGGCAGCUGCGGGACCGGUUCCCGUGUAUGGGCACCGCGGAGGCGGAUGCGGGGGAGGUGUCUGCCCCCGACGCGGCCGGCGCGGGCUUGGUUGCGGCCGGCCCGUUCUCGCUCGGAAGGGGGACGUUUGGCGGUUCCGCCUCGGCGAGUGUUGGUGUUGGCGAGGAGGGUGCCGGUGCCACGGCGGAGGGCGGUGCCUCGGAGGCCGGGUUGGACCCGCUCGUCUGGAGUCGGCCGGCCUCCGAGGGCGAGAAGGGUGGCUAG